Messenger RNA from Volvox carteri f. nagariensis, 591 nucleotides. RefSeq lists its product as uncharacterized. The record is from RefSeq and is a predicted model, not a curated record. Lineage: Eukaryota; Viridiplantae; Chlorophyta; Chlorophyceae; Chlamydomonadales; Volvocaceae. The transcript has 2 exons. The annotation marks the transcript as partial.
AUGGGACCCGGAAUGAUACCGACAGCGACCUGGGCAGCGCGGAGUACGGUGCCGACGGAGGUGACAGCGAUUGAGAAGGGACUGCAGCUGCCGAGCAGGGAGCUGACGGCAGUGAAUAUGUCGGUGGCAACGCAGGAGGUGGAGAAGGAGGGGCCAGCGGCAGCAGGGGCCCCGGAGGUGGCACCUCGGGAGUGGCAGCAGCAGCUACGACUGCAGCAGCCGGGAAGGGGUGUGUACGGGGCUCCAAGAUGGCGGCCGCAGGGUCUGCAGCUCCGGCCGUCGCAGGGGCAGCAAACCCAACGGCAGCUAUUGCACCAGCGACCACCUUGUGGGCGCGUGCUGGCGCUCAUUGGGAACAACAAAAGCAAGAUACCACCCGAGACCACACUCAGCGCUGUGAAGGCAAAACCCCCGAAACAGCUGCGAACCGAGGGCACCAUUGGACUCACGUACACGGCUUCACCAGGCACUCUGGAGCGAGCGAGCUACAGACCGCCAGCCGGACGCGAUCCACGAGUACAAGGGCCGGAUAGCCGGGGCGUCGAUGCGGAAGGGUUCCGACUCGUGGCGGGAAGUACACGAAACGGGCAG